AUGGUUUCUUCACUUUUACAAAUACUGCCACCUAUUGGGCAAUCUUUUGAAACAACGCAUGCCAAAACAUCUUCAUCAUCAGCUUCUACUUUUACCAUUAAUGAAAAAGAAAAUACAGCUCUUCGGCUAUCAAAGAGGGUCAUAGACCAUCGGCAUGAUCCUUUAUUGCACGCUCGUCGUCGUCGUUCAUCCGAUCCAUUCUUACAUACCGAGCAAGCUCAUGGCACGUUUGUCGUGUUGCAAUCGAUUCAUAGCUUCAUAUCCUUAAUGCUACAUACGCAGUUUCCUUCCAUUGCCCAAAGUCAAAAAGGAGAUCAUGAUGAAAGUACUCACGACCCAACAUCAUCCUCAUUGUCGGUUCACAGCAGCAACAGCAACAACCGCAGCCGAUCGUCACCCUAUAUGAUGUCACCUACUGAUCACGAUGGUGGUAUUUUGCCAAAAACUCCCACUGGUAGCAUCCCUAUCCCGAAAAGCCAUAUCAGCAAUCACCCAUCCGUGUGCCAAGAAACGAAUGAUGUCGACGACGAUCCGGUUGACGGAUUCCAAUUUGAUACCCACACUUUGUGUAAGCGUGAAUCGAGACCGGAUAUAUUUGAUUUGAGCUGGUCCUAUAUUACAAGCUCGUCAUCCUCAUUGUUUAACCAUACAUCAUCCCACCGCAAUGUGACUGAAGCACCACCGUGUCAACCACAAGCACAACAAGAAGCACCCAUGUGGACAAAGACACAUUGCUAUGUACGAGAUGUGCGAUCCAACGCCAGUGAAUUCCGUAUGCUUGCUGCAGAAGUCAACAUGGUGCGUGCAUCCAAAAUCACACGACCCUUAAGGAACCGUCAUUGGUUGGAAAAACGCCCUGACACUUUUGUUUGGGGUCGCAAAACUUGCUUGAGGAUCGUCAAUGUGGGGGAACACAACAAAUAA
Messenger RNA from Lichtheimia ornata, 924 nucleotides. RefSeq lists its product as uncharacterized. The record is from RefSeq and is a predicted model, not a curated record. Lineage: Eukaryota; Fungi; Mucoromycota; Mucoromycetes; Mucorales; Lichtheimiaceae. Bases 1 to 924 code for a protein of 307 amino acids. The transcript has a single exon.